Ectocarpus sp. CCAP 1310/34 is the source of this 2583-nucleotide messenger RNA. Lineage: Eukaryota; Phaeophyceae; Ectocarpales; Ectocarpaceae. The record is from the annotation of a GenBank genome assembly.
ACACACCAACGCAUCCACGUGCAACCGGCUAAGCAGCUUCAUUCCUUCUCUCUUCUCUCUCCCUCUCUCUCUCUCCUGAUAGUGACUUGACCAAGUAUCACCAUGAGUCUCUCGGCUAGAUUCGAGAAGAUGGAGGCCAACCGUGUCAUUGUGAAGCCAGUUUUCAACAAUGGGAUUUCCCAGCGGCGGGGUGAAAUGGACUCACGCCGCAAGGUCGGGCGCCAAGUCCAAUUCGAUUCACGUCGUCAGGGAGUAGCGAACGCCAAGCCCGCCAUGCGUGCAGCUCAGUCCAAGGUGGUAUCCCCAAGGCAGCAGACGGCACCCCAGCGCGUGCAGGGAAGAGGGCGGGGAAGAAGCACUCAGGCAAAACCAGAGGUCCGGGGGAAUGCCGGUCCGCAACAACAACAACAAUCAGAGGACAGCAGGGCGCGGAGGAGGAGGAGGAGCAUCCAGCGGUCGGGUUGCCGGGCGGGGUGCCGGACGCACGAGUGGCCGCGGUGGUGGUCGGGGGGGACGCGGAGCGGGGAGGGGUGGCCGCGGGAACGCCAACAGCAGGGCGGGAACGAAGGCGGCGAAGGAAACGGAUUUGGACGAAGGCCUCGACGAAUACUGGUUCAAGGCCGGCAAGGGCCCUGACCCCAAGGUUGCCUCUCUGGACAGGGGGCUCGACAGCUACUGGAGUAAGGCUACCGAUAAGACAAACGGCGACGCGGCGGCCGGCGACAAGAUGGAAGAUACCGACGCCCCGGCGCCGGCCGUGGUGGCACCCGUGGCUGGCGUUGAUCCGGACCUGUGAUUGAUGAAUUAGUUCAUGGUCCCGAACGUCAACGGCCUACCGCCGCUCUAGGCGUGUCAAACUUUGACGCGUACGCUUCCAGUGAGAAGGAAGACCGAAGAUUCAACAAACAAGUUUUUUUGGGGGGAGGCCAAGUUCAACAUCGGCGUAGCGACAUUUUGGCAUUGUACACGGUUGGUGCGCCCACUGCACUUCGAGUUGGAUUUGGCGACGCUCGACGUUAUGCCUCGAAAAUUGCUCGCCUGUCUUCGGUUUGGGGUUUGUUGCAUUUGCAUGGAAUGCGACCGAAAACGGAGUUUGUGUCGGUGCGUAGGAUUGGGGGCAGGAGGGGCGGUGUAGGCUUUCUCUGUCCCUCCGUAUAUAUGCGGGUUCUGUUUGACUGGCUGUAACUUCGUUGUCCUUCGGGUUUCCGAUCGAUAAUAAUAAUUGGUACUCACUUGAAAUUUUGUGGUCGGCAAUUAAGGUGUUUUGGGUUCAGGUGGAGAGCUGGGUGCGGUGCACGGCGUUGCCUCGGAUCGGAGGUUGUCCAAUCUUGUCUCCCUGGGUUUGAUUGAGCUUGACUAGAUGGCACGUGCGUCGCUCGUGUAAGCGCGUAGUUUGGUAUGCCCGUGGUCGGCGACUCGAACACAAAGUUGCGUUGUGCAUGCAUGAUAUGGGACAUGCAUGCGACAAACAAGUCCGAACAGAACGGCCCCACGAGGAGGCUGAUCAAACAGUCAGUUGCUUCGCCAACGGGGAUUCAAGACCAGCAGUUGCUGCUACAGGCACGGAAAGAGGCCAUUUAGAGGUUGCGGCAGACUUGUUCGAGGCGAACGCCUCCCACAUUUUGUAGAUGUACGAACAAUGAAUUAGCGGUGUUCGAACAAAGCCUCGCUUGUCUCGUACCGCAUGUCUCGUACGCACAAACAAACACAAAAAAGACCCCAACAAAAAAAAGCACAUGCCUCGAUACGGGUCUGCAUUGACUCCUCACUUGCUCGCACUGCCUCUCACAACGUAGCUACCGGAGUAGGUACACGCGCCUAUACAGCAACAUGAACCGCCGACUCCGGGAUACGAUGAGGCGGGUUAUACUGCUGUAUGCACGCAACAGGGCCCCAGGAUACUUCGCGAAAACGAUCACCCAUCGGGCGUCUUUCUACAUCUCCGAGCGAGGUUACAGAGUAACAACCCAGUCAGAGGAGAAAAACCGCGGAAAAUAAACACCCUCAAGACAACCCCACUCCAGACACGGACUACGCAACGAAACGAAGGUCUUGCAAACAAAGCUCCCAUGCCCCCUUGGUGCUUAUCCCCGCAUGUGCGUGAGUAGGCAAAAACAAAACCGCCAGCUUCCUACGCGCAUGGCCCACCUUGCGUGUGCGCACAACCUCUGGCUGGCUGCAGAGCCGCCGCACCCAACCAAGCCGCCACUCUUUACCACGCACCAUACCCCCCGCCCCGGCUGCCCUGGGGCUGGCGGGGAGCGUUCGGGGCUGGCGCCAUAGUCCACAUCGAAGAACCGAAUGCUUGUGCCGGGUCUACGCGUUGUGUCGUUGUGUCUCCCCACCCCACGCCACCGCUCGUGGUCGGCACGCCCGCCGAGGAGGCACCACCCUGCCCCUGCGGUUGCCCUUGUGGUUGCCCUUGUGGUUGCCCUUGCCCCUGGCCACCACCGCCGGCCCCAGCCGGCGGUUGUUGGCGGUUGGCAUCGCCGUAGGACAGCGAUACCCCCGGCAGUACCUUUUGCAGGAAUGCCAUCCCGUUCUGAAUAGAGUACUGCGGUUGUUGUCGCUGCUGCUGCUGCU